UAAUAAACAUAAAAAUGGCAUCUUGGUUUUCUCAACUUACAAGCACAGUUACAAAUAUUGCUGGUCUUACAGAAGAAGGUACUGUCAAGACACCAGCACAAACGGCUAAAGAUGGACAAUAUUAUAGCGAGUUAACUCCUAAAGACUAUGAAUGGACAUUAGCUUCUGGUUCAGCAACAGAAAACCAAAUCUUUUACAUGACUACUAAAACAGGUGGUUUUAUGUUUGUUCAAUUGAUUUAUUCUGCUAUUGGUCUUUGGAAUCCUACUGUCUCCUUUAUUUGUCGUUAUUAUGACCCUAACACAAAUACCAAUAUUUUUAAAAACUUGAACCAAUCUUAUGUCUUUAAACUUUCUGAUGAUCGUCGUUCAGUAAAGACAGAAUUCUUUAAUAUUACGUUGGAUCCUACUUUGAGUACCUUUAAGAUUUCCAUCACACAUCCAGAUGUUAUCGUUGAUUUAGAUUUUAAACGUAUUGACAAAGGAUUCAAAGUAGGAGAAGGCAAGACUUAUUUGGGAGGACAAGAUCAAAGUACAGCUGCUGGUAUUGUCUCACAUAAAUUUUGGCCACGAUGUGAUGCAAAGGGUACGAUGAUUAUUGAUAAGGAAUUGCAUGAAAUAGAAGCCAAGGGUAUGUUUAUUCAUGCUAUUCAAGGUAUUCAACCCCAAUUGAUUGCUUCUAAAUGGAACUUUAUCAAUUUCCAAGCUGAGGAUGCAGCACUUUCGAUGAUGCAAUUCACGACUACUAAACAAUAUGGUGCAGUUGAAGUAAAUCAAGGGUCAAUUGUAGUCAAGGAUAAAUUGAUGAGUGUAUGUGUCGAUAAUCAUGUUGAAUUAUUAGACCUAGAAAAGGAUAAUGAAACUGAAUAUGAGAUUCCUCGACGUGUCCGAUUAACAUGGAAAGGACAAACACUUCAAGAAAAGGAAGGAGAUGAAGUGAAGGAUGUUACUGUUAGUAUGACGGUUACGGUUAAGAACUUGAUUGAUAAAAUUGACAUCUUGUCUGAAAUUCCAUGGUUCCUUAAAAAGCUUGUACAAACAUUUGUUGUCAAGCCAUAUAUUUAUCAAUGGAUUGAUGAAGCUACAGCUGAAAUUACAAUUGGCGAUGAAACGUUUUCUUUCCCUGGUCAAUGUUAUCAAGAGCUUGUUUUUGUAUCUGGUUUUUAAAACCCUUCUUUCUAUGAACACCAUUUUUAUAUAAUCAUAUAAAAAAAAAAGAAAAAAAAA
This is a messenger RNA of Cokeromyces recurvatus, 1226 nucleotides long. RefSeq names its product oxidative stress survival, Svf1-like protein. Gene Ontology annotation, cellular component: cytoplasm. The record is from RefSeq and is a predicted model, not a curated record. The coding region runs from base 15 to 1166 and encodes 383 amino acids. Gene Ontology annotation, biological process: response to oxidative stress. The transcript has 3 exons. Lineage: Eukaryota; Fungi; Mucoromycota; Mucoromycetes; Mucorales; Mucoraceae.